Messenger RNA from Penicillium angulare, 1332 nucleotides. Its product is annotated as NAD(P)/FAD-dependent oxidoreductase. The record is from RefSeq and is a predicted model, not a curated record. Bases 1 to 1332 code for a protein of 443 amino acids. NCBI's taxonomy places the organism in Eukaryota, Fungi, Ascomycota, Eurotiomycetes, Eurotiales, Aspergillaceae. Gene Ontology annotation, molecular function: proline dehydrogenase activity; flavin adenine dinucleotide binding; sarcosine oxidase activity. The transcript is spliced from 3 exons.
AUGAGCGAAUUCAAGCAUCAGUCUGUGGUUAUCAUCGGCGCCGGCAUAUUCGGCCUGUCAACAGCCCUCGCAAUAGCCGACCGUCAUCCUGCCACACAAAUCACCAUUGUCGAUCGGGCUACGCCUCCUGUUGAGGAUGGAAGUAGCGUGGACACUACAAGAUGCAUACGCGCGGACUAUGCGGAUCCAAUGUAUGCUAAAUUGGCCGAGGAAGCUCAACAUGAAUUCGAAAAUGAUCCAGAAUUGAGUAAGCACUACUUCAAACAAGGCAUGUCGUUCGUGACAGAUGGAGAACCUGGACCCAUGCUUGAUGUUUGGAGCCGUGGUCUUGUGAAUAUUAAAGCAAACCCCUCUGUUCUGAUCCAGACAGAAACUCCAAAAGCCGUCUACCAACAAAUCCAUGGUAAAGGCGCCGAGAUUGUUCCACUGAAGGAUCUGACGCGGCCAAGAAAGUGGAAUCGGGGCUACUGCAACUUGCAAGAUGCUUUUGUGGAUGCGAAAGAGAUCAUCCGCGUUUACUACGAACGUUGCCUAUCCCGUCCGUCUAUUUCCUUCGAAUGUGGGGUUCCAGUUCAGCAGAUCCUCAAAGAAGGUGGGCACGCUAGAGGAGUUCUUCUAGCAAAUGGCAAGGACAUACUUGCCGAUUUGACCCUGGUUGCCGCGGGCGCUUGGUCACCUAAGCUCAUUGACCUGGAGGGACUUGUUAGCUCAUCUGCUAUCGAGGUCGCCUGGCUUAAAUUAACUGAUAACGAAGUGAAGCAGUGGAGCAAAAUGUCUAUCACAACAAAUCUCAGCACUGGCUUCAAUAUCUUCCCUCCUUACAAGGGUGAGAUAAAAUGCCUCCGCCGUUCUGCUGGGUACAAAAAUACAGUUUCUAUUCCACAUCCAGAAAAUCCCUCGAAAAUAAUACAAACCUCUCUUCCUCGUACGAUAGUGACAAAUCCUACGGAUAUGAUUCCCGCUGAGGCUGAGGCUGCACUGCGUGAAAACUUACGAGAGAUUAUGCCUCAAUUGGCCGAUCGCAAGUUUGAUCGAACCAAACUCUGCUGGCUCUCUCAAACCCAGUCUGCGGACUUCAUCAUCGCUCCUCAUCCCUCUAUUCAAGACCUCCAUGUGGCCACAGGUGGUUCAGCGCAUGCCUGGAAGUUUCUCCCUAUUAUCGGUGGCUUUGUUUUGGAUUCCAUGAUGGGAAACCUCGAUCCGAAGCUAGCUGCCAAAUGGGCAUAUGCUCCCAAGGGAGCUGACGGUGGGAGUUCACCCAGAAUGGGUGGCAAUGCUCAGGAGCUUCGGGAAUUUGUUCGCAGCUCGCAAUUUGCUCGUAGCAUGCUCUGA